AGCAAACCUUCGACCACUGCAACCAUAAUAUCGCUCUUCUUGACCAACCUUCGCCUUCUGAACCUUGACCUUCUCCCAGAGUGGCCUGCAAUCACAACCAACACACUCUCCAGCACCGGUGAUGCCAGGUCCCGCAUUCGUAGUGUCGAGUUUGCUUUGUACCAACUGUUCCGUUUGUACGAACCAGCUCUUACCGCGGAUAAGCUCCAGCCAUUCUAUCCGCCCUUGGAGCCACUGCAAAGCAUCAAUCUACGCGCAGCGCUUUAUCGUUGUCUGAACGACCUCAAGAAGAAUGGCGUCCUUGGUAGAAAAACUGUUCUGCGAAGGUCUAUGCUCGAUGACUGCCAAGGGUCUAAGCUUUGGGAGCUAUGUUUAGUCUUCUCUGCUGUGGUGUUGAAAGAGGUAACGCUGGAAAAGAAGAGGACGCACGAGCAGAGACGGUAUGGUGGGCCGGUUGCUGAGAGGUUGGGCUUGGCGAGAGAUGUCAGUAGAUCUCAGGCGGAGGGUCUGUUGCCAAUGACUUUGGCGCAUAAGGCGGCGUUGGGAAGAGUGUUGGAUGAGAGGUGCAAGAAAAAGGAAGCGUACGAGCAGGUUUGGAAUGCGCUUGAGGAUGUGGAAGUGGACCUAGAGAGGCGCAGACAGAAAGCAGAGGCGCGAGCGAAGAGUCAGCCGACAGUUGCAGAAGCCAAAAGGUUUAAGAAGCUUGAGGAGGGCUUGAGGAAGCGGUGGGUGGGCAGCAAGGAGCUGCUGGGUACACUGAUUGGCAAACACGAGACUGUUGAAGAGCACCUGCUGCUGACUCAACCGCUGGAAAAUCUUAUCAAUGGUGCCGUCCUGCCGAAUCCGCAAACGAAUCCUCUGAAUGCCCUAGAGCACACGGCACGUCUCCAGAGCGAACGGGUCCGCAGAUGGCAAAGCAUGCACGAAGAACUCCUGUCGAGACGACAUGCGAACCGAAUGAAAAAUGUUAUCGAAGAUUCGCCCAACAACGUCACUGUUGAUCUCUGUUUCGACAAGCACAAGAAUUUAAACCUCAGAGACCCGCAUCCACCUCCGCCACACUCAAUACGGAUGCGAAGCGAAACGCAUGCCGCCAUGUCAACCAAGUACGACGAGAUCUUAUCCACCAUGCGAGAAGAGCUCCGGCAGAACCGUCGCCGGUCCAUAUCUCCCGGCAAGCGAACCGUCGACGCCUCCGCCGACAAACCAAAUCCACAUCAACGUUCUCCGUCCUUAACCGCCGUGCCUGUCAUACGUCCAACAGUCACCGCCCGAGUGGUACCUCCACGUUCACGAAGCUACCACCAGCCGAAGGUUGAGAGUCAGCGACAACCUAUCCCCCUGAAGUCAGAGAUCUUCUCACCGCUGAAGCCGAGGCCGGUAAGGACAGAUAGUGGGAGUAGUCCGUUGAGUUCGAGUUCUAUUUUGGCCACGCCGGUGGAUGAGCUCUGUGCGAGCUCGCUCGGUAGCAAUGUUCAGAAGCAAGACGGCUGUCAUGGUGACGUUGACGGUGGGAGGCUCGACAGUGGAAUCGGUCUGCCAACGAAUCCUCCAUCGUCAACACAGCAAGCGUCAGCCCAGAACGGCUAUGCAACAUUGGCCGCGAGUGAUCUUCACACUGGCGACACUUCAGUCGGUGGCGAAGCAACACCCUCAAAAGAUGGCCACAACUUCGCGGUGCCGGCGCUCCCGAUAGGACGGCUAGCUGCUGCUCGCCCAUCGCUGGUCGAGCGGACCCGUAUGUCGAUUGCUUUGCGAAGUCCGGAAGAUGCCGGCGCUGGUCCGCUAAUGUCCCCUACGUUAACAUCUGCUACCUUUUCGACUUUACCCGACCAUGACGACGACAUCACCACGAGAGGAGACGGCAGCGUAGCGGACGACGUUGGCCCAACGCUACUGGACCGUACCCGCCAAUCCAUCUCACAAGCUCCCAUAACAUCAUCAGCGCCAGCUUCGAAGAAACCUGUUCACUCGCGUACGCAAAGCUCCUUUCAACCUUUGAGCCACAGUCAGAACACAGCAACAACCGCACGAAGAUCGUCGGCUGGCACGAGUCCUUCCAAAGCCUUGGGUUUGGCAAGGAGAGACAUCACGCCUAGGGAGCAGCUCUUCUCGCCCGAGGCAGAGUAUGACAGCGUGUUCCGGGCAAGGCCAAAGAUAAAGCUUAGCCCAGUCCUAAGUCCA
This is a messenger RNA of Baudoinia panamericana UAMH 10762, 2184 nucleotides long. RefSeq lists its product as uncharacterized. The record is from RefSeq and is a predicted model, not a curated record. Lineage: Eukaryota; Fungi; Ascomycota; Dothideomycetes; Mycosphaerellales; Teratosphaeriaceae. The annotation marks the transcript as partial. The transcript has a single exon.